This is a messenger RNA of Protopolystoma xenopodis, 585 nucleotides long. The record is from the annotation of a GenBank genome assembly. NCBI's taxonomy places the organism in Eukaryota, Metazoa, Platyhelminthes, Monogenea, Polystomatidea, Polystomatidae.
AAUUUUCGCCCCAUACUUUGCUUGAUCCUAGGCACUGGAAAAACUCUUCUGGCCCGAGCUCUUGCCAACGAAUGUACUCGUCUUCUCUCCCCCGCAAACAAUUCACUUCCUGUAGAUUCCCGCCGAUCGAUUGCUUUUUUCAUGCGUAAAGGGGCCGAUUGCUUAUCUAAAUGGGUGGGAGAGUCGGAGCGACAACUUCGCCUCCUCUUCGACCAAGCAUAUAGAAUGCGCCCAUCGAUAAUCUUCUUCGAUGAAAUUGAUGGGCUUGCUCCUGUGCGCUCCUCGAGACAGGACCAAAUACACUCAAGCAUAGUGUCAACGUUGCUCAGUUUAAUGGAUGGACUGGAUCGACGAGCCGAAGUAGUGGUAAUCGGUGCUACGAACCGUCCUGAUGCAAUCGAUCCUGCAUUGCGCCGGCCUGGCCGGUUCGAUCGCGAAUUUGUCUUUCAUCUGCCCGGAGAAGCUACCCGUCGGCGCAUUCUUGAGAUACAUACACGUAGCUGGCAGACACGCAAGCCAUCUCCAAUGGUGAGAGCUGGAUAUUCGUUUUAUUGGUUUGUUUUGUUCUACAUUUUUUUACGCCUU